AUGAUUCCCGCUAUCCAGGCUCUUGGUUAUGCCUGGUUCGGCUGGGGCACGUUCGUGCUUCUAGUUCAGAGCGUUGGUGUGUACAACAUCUUCAAGCGCUACUCAUCAGUCCCGAAGCCGCCGGCCGUGCCGUCUCUACCCAAAGACGACAUCCCGCAUGUCACUGUCAUCCGCCCGGCCAAGGGCCUAGAGCCUUACCUGUACGAAUGUCUGCUCUCCACCUUCCAACAGACGUAUCCCAAGGACAAGUUAACGGUAUACUUCUGUGUGUCGUCCAAGGAUGAUGCCGCGUACGCCGUCAUGAAGAGAGUUGUCGACGAGCACCCGGGAUACGAUGCUAGGAUCUUCGUCGAGGACGAUGACCCCGCGCUGCAUCAAGAUGGGACUACAAUGGAGCACAUGGGCCCGAAUCCCAAGAUCCGCAACCUCAGUCGCGCCUAUAGGGAGGUCAAGGGCGACAUUGUCUGGGUUGCCGACUGCAAUGUGUGGUUGAGCAGGCACACCGCUGGCCACAUGGUCGACCGACUGUGUGGCUUUGGCCCUGAUGGAAAGCGGAGCACGCCGUUUAAGCUUGUCCAUCAACUGCCCAUCGUGGUCGAUACUGUCUCUUCUCUUCCUCAGGAUAGCUCAGAAACACAGGCCCUCCUGUCUGGCUCCAUAGAGGCCUCUACCGACGAUGAUCACAGGGCACAUAUUUCGAUCAUGUCUCAGGGCGGUGGUCGGCUCGAGGAGAUGUUCAUGUGCACCACACAUGCCAAGUUUUACUCGGCCAUCAACACCGUUGGAGUUGCUCCAUGCAUCGUCGGCAAGAGCAACAUGUUCCGCAAGUCGCAUCUGGACAUUGUCACAGACCCGUCGCAGAAUCCGGUGCUGUCAUCGACUUCAAAUGCACUCACCGGCCUGGACUACUUCUCAAACUACAUCUGCGAGGAUCAUCUCAUAGGCGACUUGCUUUGGAAAUCCUCCAUCCCUGGCCAUCGAAACCACGGCCUAAACUGGGGCGGUCUUGUGGUGCAGCCUGUGGCUGGCAUGUCAGUCAAGGCGUAUGCUGGCCGUCGGGUCCGAUGGUUACGCGCUAGAAAAUGGACAGUGCUAUUGGCUACUCUUGUCGAACCUGGCAUAGAGUCCUUUCUCUGCUGCUUCUUCUUAUCCUUCGGUCUGACCACCGUUCCUUGGUUUGACGAGCGUUUUGGCAUACCGCAGACUUGGGGAUCAUUACUGAAGUGCUGGACCGUGGGCGUAGCCGCGUGGAUGUUUCUGGACAGGAUGGUCUCGAAUCGACUACACGCCGGCUACAGCAUAGAUAUCGACGAGAAUACCCCUGCGUUUGCGAAGGGCUCCAAACGAGGCGGCGCGGAGCGAAGACCCUUCGGCCAGUGGCUCCUUGCCUGGGUGGGUCGUGAAGGCCUCGCGAUGCCUAUAUGGACCUGGGCGGUGCUUCUAGGCGCGACUGUGUCUUGGCGGGGGAAAGAGUUCCGCGUAAGAUCGGACAUGAGCGUCGUCGCCGCUGAUCAGACUCGAAAUGGCCGUGGAUCUGCCAACGGUCGAGCAUCAGGCAAGAUAGACUAG
Neoarthrinium moseri is the source of this 1569-nucleotide messenger RNA. RefSeq lists its product as uncharacterized. Gene Ontology annotation, molecular function: ceramide glucosyltransferase activity. Lineage: Eukaryota; Fungi; Ascomycota; Sordariomycetes; Amphisphaeriales; Apiosporaceae. The transcript has 2 exons. The coding region runs from base 1 to 1569 and encodes 522 amino acids. Gene Ontology annotation, biological process: glucosylceramide biosynthetic process. The record is from RefSeq and is a predicted model, not a curated record. Gene Ontology annotation, cellular component: membrane.